AUAGAAAAAAGUUGCGAUUGAUUUACUCCACCACGACACUUCGUCAAAUUGAUAUCUGCGCCCUGCAGAUUGAGGAAAUGUCUUCUUCUCUGACUAAUAGCGGCGAUGGCCCCGUUGUUAAAAGGCAGAAACUCAGCGCAUCAGAGCAUCCGAGUCGCACUCGGCAGGAAUCGAGAAUUUUCACACCCUUCCGAACAAUUGGCCUCGUAUCCUCGACUCCAGUUCCAUUCACAGCGAUUCCUCUCGGCAAGACCUCCUUCCAGAUCACCACCUCCGUUGGCAGAUGUCUCCAAACCUACGACCUGAAGCGGGGCCUCAACCUCGUUUUCCUCACCCGGCCACAAACACCUGAAGAUAUAACCGCCACACUCGCAUGGAAGGAUCGUGUGUUCGCAGCGUGGGGAUCUGGAGGGGGCCCACAGGGGAUAUGGGUCUUCAAGCGGGGGAAGAAGAUUGCAGAGCUAGACCUCCCCACCGACCUCAACUCACCGAUCACCCAGAUCCUCAUCUUCGGAUCCUGGAUCGUAUGCUCCUGCAAAACUCGAAUCGAAAUAUGGAAAUCCUCAACCUACGAACACUACACGACCCUCUACCCGACCUCAGCGCCGAAAGACGGCAACGAGUUGACCGGGGGGAUUUGCCAUAUGAAUACAUAUCUCAACAAGAUCUUGGCUGGGAGGAAGGAUGGGAGUGUUGAGAUCUGGAAUGUUAGUAGCGGGAGGUUGGUAUAUACUAUCCUGCCACCGGGCAAGAACUGUGGUGCUGUGACGGCGAUGUGUCCGACGCCAGCGUUGUCGUUGCUAGGCAUUGCUUAUGCGGAGGGAGCGCUGGUUAUCCAUGAUAUUCGCACGGAUAAGACGGUUAUACAUCUCAAUGCUUCAGAGCCCAUUUCGUCGAUUUCGUUUAGAACGGAUGAGCUUGGUGCUGGCGACGAUGGAAGGAAAGCUGGUGUCAUGGCUACUGCAGGGCUGGAUAAUGGCGAUGUGACAUUUUGGGAUCUGAAUGGUGGUGGAAGGGUCAUGGGGAUACUAAGAGGAGCGCAUAAUCCACCUUCUGACGCCGGGGCAGUUGUUGGUGGUGGUGUCUGUAAGGUUGAGUUUCUCCCUGGCCAGCCGGUGAUUGUCACCAGUGGGCUAGAUAAUUCGCUGAAAUCAUGGAUCUUCGACGAGACGCCAUACUCUCCGAUCCCACGAAUUUUGCAUUCGAGAAGUGGGCAUGCUGCACCUGUUACACGACUACUGUUCCUCCCUUCAGAUGCAGAUGGAGCUGAUGCUGGUGGGAAGUGGUUACUGAGUGCUGGGAAAGACAGAAGUUUAUGGGGUUGGAGUUUACGACGAGAUGGACAGAGCACAGAGCUCAGCCAGGGGAAUAUUCGCAAGAAGGCAAAAAAAUUGGGAAUUUUGGGGAGCACGCUUGCUAACGAGCCAAGCACUACUCUGGAAGAUCUGAAAGCACCCGAGAUUACAUGUUUGGCGAUGUCCUUGAACAGAGAUGGCGGAAUGGGCGCGAAUGCAGGAAGUGGCGCGAUAUGGCAAAAGGGGAACAGUGGACCAAAGAAGCCUACAGAUGCUACAGCGAGCGGUGUCACAGGAUGGGAGAGUGUGGUGACCGGUCAUCGAGAUGAUAAAUUUGUACGGACUUGGUUCUGGGGGAGGAAGAAAGCUGGCCGGUGGGCGUUUGAGACAGGAGAUGGAGGGAAUGUCUCGAGUGUUGCGAUGAGUCCUUGUGGAACGUUCGCUGUAGUUGGAUCGGAAACUGGGGGUAUUGACAUGUUCAAUCUUCAGUCUGGGCUGCAUCGACAAAGAUACCCUUCCAAGUUGACGCCAGCGCAGGCGAGGAAGUUGAAGAUCCAGCAAGCCGAGGGAGGAGUGGCUAAGACUUUUCAGCCUGGACUCGGGAAACAUAAAAAGGCAGCCACUGGCCUGAUCGUCGACUCAUUGAACAAAAACGUCAUUAGUUGCUCUUUAGAUGGAAAAGUCAAGUUCUGGGAAUUCCUCACGGGAAAUCUUGUCGAUGAGAUCGACUGGCAUCCAAUGGUCGCCAUCACUGGCAUUCGAUACCACGCAGCCAACGAUUUGAUCGCGCUUUCUUGCGAUGAUCUCUCAAUCCGGGUCGUCGAUAUCGUCACCAAAAAGACAAUCAGAGAAUUCUGGGGAUGCAAAGACGGCAUCAACGAUUUCUGCUUUUCCAACGAUGGAAGAUGGAUCAUCGCGGCUUCGAAAGACUGCAUUGUUCGAGUCUGGGAUCUACCAACAGGGCACCUGAUCGAUGCGAUACGAAUGGAGACGGCCUGCACAGCUCUAACAUUUUCAGGGACAGGAGAAUUCCUAGCCACGACUUGUGAGGGGCAGGUAGGAGUCAAUAUCUGGAACAACAAGACCCUCUUCACCCACGUUCCGACACGACACAUCUCAGAAAACGAGAUCGCGCAGAUAUCAGGACCUACUGUGUCCGGUGAAGGCGGCCAUGGGGUCAUUGACGGAGCAUUCGAAGAUGAAGCUGAUGAGGAUCAAGAUUCCACUCCCGCGUUAUCACUGGAUCAGUUGAGCGAAGACAUGAUGACGCUGAGUUUGGUUCCAAAAAGCAGAUGGCAGAACCUCCUCCACCUCGACGCAAUCAAGCAGCGCAAUAAACCAAAAGAACCACCCAAGCAACCCGAGAAAGCGCCGUUCUUCCUUCCUUCUCUGGAGAAGCCAAAGCCGAUCAUGGGUGUAGAGGAGAAGAAAGCGGACGAGAGUAUAGCAGAGAGAUCAAGAAUCAUGAAGAUGGACCGUCUUUCAUCGGAAGGAGCAUUCACCGUCUCUCUUCGAGCGGGAGGUGAAAGCGGUGAUUAUACCCCUUUCAUCACGCACCUCAAGACGCUCUCGCCGUCCGCCGCGGACCUCGAGAUCCGCUCCCUAACGCCCAACCCCGGCGAAGAGACCGACGAGCUGGUCAACUUCGUGUCUGCACUCACCAGCCGUUUGAAGCAAAAGAGAGAUUAUGAGCUAGUGCAAGCGUGGAUGGCUGUCUUUUUACGGCUGCACAUGGACGAAGUUACGCGCGAUGCGAGGCUAGCAGAGGCGUUGAGGGAGUGGAGGGAAUGCCAGGAGGGGGAGGGACGCCGAAUCAGCGAUUUGAUCGGGUAUUGUGGGGGUGUGGUUGGGUUUUUGAGAAACCCUCGAUAGUGAAUGCGAAUUAAUGGAGAAAUGAAAAGCAAAUGCAAUGCG
Messenger RNA from Hyaloscypha bicolor E, 3209 nucleotides. RefSeq names its product Utp21-domain-containing protein. Gene Ontology annotation, biological process: rRNA processing. Gene Ontology annotation, molecular function: protein binding. Bases 78 to 3167 code for a protein of 1029 amino acids. The record is from RefSeq and is a predicted model, not a curated record. Gene Ontology annotation, cellular component: Pwp2p-containing subcomplex of 90S preribosome; small-subunit processome. Lineage: Eukaryota; Fungi; Ascomycota; Leotiomycetes; Helotiales; Hyaloscyphaceae. The transcript has 3 exons.